Molecule: messenger RNA, 1164 nt
Organism: Microplitis demolitor
Lineage: Eukaryota; Metazoa; Arthropoda; Insecta; Hymenoptera; Braconidae
Product: odorant receptor 49b-like
Exons: 6
Coding region: 1-1164 (387 amino acids)
Biological process (GO): sensory perception of smell; detection of chemical stimulus involved in sensory perception of smell
Cellular component (GO): plasma membrane
Molecular function (GO): odorant binding; olfactory receptor activity
Source: RefSeq, a predicted model, not a curated record
AUGAAAGUUGCACCGACAAAACAUCGCAAGGUUCUCAUAUUUGUUAGUACACUGACUGCUGAUCUUAUUAUUAAUUAUGAUGAUCUGUCAAUUAUCACUGAUGACGGCUGUUAUAUUGCUGGGAUUACUGUAAUAAUAUUUAAAUUAUAUAAAUUUAACAGCGAACAUGAAAAAAUAAAAAUACUCGUUGAUGAAAUUCAUAGACCACUAGAUCUACUCAGUCAAUCACCGGACCCGGGAGUGCGUAAAAUAAUUAAGAGGACAGCUUUUUUUGAAAAUUUAAUGGACAAAUUUUUUAUAAUCCUCGGGUGUUUUUUGGCUGUCGCAUUAACAUUUUUUGUGCCUAAAGACAAUGGAGCGUUGCCAAUUCGGGCAGUUUUUCCGUUUGAUACUACUGAAACACCGUUGCAUGAGUUGGCAUUUAUUAUACAGGCGUUUAGUAUUUUUUAUGGGUUACUGACCAUUGUAUUUAUGGAUGAGUUGAUUAUAACACUUAUUAUGUGGAUAAAUUGUCAGCUGGUGAUACUAAACAAUAAUUAUAAGAAUUGUAGUGGAGUCGCUGAGGAUCAGACGUCGAUUGAAAAAAAAAAUGGUUUGAGUGAAGAAAUUUAUGAAUUAAAGAAUGAAAAAUUUUCAAUACGUACCUUUGUGUUAUUUGAUGAUGAGACUGAUGGUAGAAUUGAUGAAAAUUUUUUGGGAAAAUUCAAGUACUGUAUUAAACAUCAUCAACGACUGAUUGUUACUGUCGAUCAUCUCAAUGAAAUUUUUAGUUCAAGCAUGUUGCUACAACUUUUUGCAAGUUUUUCCAUGAUUUGCUUGACUGGUUUUCAAGCUGUACUGGGUGUCAAUGAAACGGAAAAUUUAUUAAAAUUUAUUAUAUAUCUUGGUGCUGCAUUUUCACAAUUACUUAAUUGGUGUUGGUUUGGUAAUGAGCUUCUUCAAAAGAGUGCUUCCUUAACUAAUGGACAAUGGUCAUCGGGAUGGGAGAAACAUAUAAGUAAUAAUGUUAAAUCAUUCAUGAUCAUUUCACUGCUCAGAACACAAAAAAUUUUACAAUUGCAAGCUGGAAAUUUUUACAAUAUGUCUUUACAUACAUUUACUAUGGUUUUAAAAAAUUCAUAUUCAUUUUUUGCAUUACUGACUAAGGUAACUGAUAAUUCAUAG